Molecule: messenger RNA, 2058 nt
Organism: Ectocarpus sp. CCAP 1310/34
Lineage: Eukaryota; Phaeophyceae; Ectocarpales; Ectocarpaceae
Source: the annotation of a GenBank genome assembly
AUGUCACCACGGAAGAGGACAAAGCUGGAAACCAUAUCGGGGGCCUCCAUAAGAUACGACGAGGCCUCCGGGAGCUACCGGCAGGGUAAAUCGUAUGUAAGCUUCGGCCAGGGGGAAUCGAGGGUGUACGACGUGGGCGAAGCCUUCCUCAAGAAGGAUAUACUGUUCGAGGUCCUCUCCGAGGUGAGAAGCUCCAUCUGCGUGGGGAACCCCAGGUCAAUCUCCGGGAGCCUCUCUGGGAAAGGAAUUCAGGUGGCAUGGGUCCUCAACAGAUUCGACAGGAGGUUCAUCAAGAGGGUAGAUGAGUUCGCCAUGUCCAAGAUCCUCAAGCGUCUCGGGGGAAGGUGCGACUCGGAAUGCCUCCGGGGAAUCUCGUACCGGAAUCAGUACGUGGAUCCCGUCGAUGUCCAUGUAGACGGGCGAGCUCUGUGCGAGAUCUGCAGGAUCAUGGGGCAGGAGCCUCGGGAUCUGUACAAGAGAGCGGCGGAUAUUUUGAACGCCAAGUACCGCGGACACCGAUCGACGGGAGACUCGGUAAUAAAGGUUUCCUCCAUACCACAGGACGACCUGCCCGUCUACAUGAUACUCGUGAGAGAGAAAAUUCUGCGAGCACAAGACCUCGACGGUCAGGAGUAUCUGAUUACAAAAGAAGUCGACGACGCGGAGGAGACGCUGGUGAGCACCCUCCACGAGCUUUCCCAAAGAUUCGACUCCCCCGAGAUAACGGUCACCAACGAUGCUCAAGAUUCCGGCGCCUCGUCCAGGGAGGUGUUGAUCCAGGAGCAACUGGAGGCCUGCACCAUCGCCAUGAACAAUCCUGUUUGUUAUCUCUGUGGAUUCCCAGGGACAGGAAAAACAAGCGUUCUGUGCAGAAUACUCAAGGAAUCGAAGGGGACGGUGGUUUUGACACCGUCGCACGUCUCGAGAGAGGUCGUUUGCCAGCGCGCCAUACAAAACGGCGUUGAUCUAAACACCUUCAGCGUGGAGGUCCUCGCUUACGCGGUGAGGCACGUGGGCGAGUGGCUUCCCGACUACGAGAACAACGGGGAGCAUCCGAUAUCGCAACGGUCUAUCGACUUCAUGGAGAAGUUCAAGGGAGAAGACCAGUGCCUCCACAUCGAAAUCCUGGUGAUCGAAGAGGCUUCCAUGGCCGACGUGUUCCAGGCGUCUCGAGUGAUCGAGCAGUUCUGCAGGAUCCCCUCCCUGAAGAUGGUUGUCUUCUGUGGAGAUCACCGGCAGCUCCAGAGCGUGUCCAAGGGGAGGGUGCUUGAAGACGUCAUGGAGUGUGGCACGAUCCCUGGAAAGAUCCUGGAGGUCAAUCACAGGUCGGGCUCGGCGCUCUCGGAAAACCUCAGGCACAUCCUGAAGUCGAGCCUUAUUAACAUAGAAGAGGACGACUCCUUUGAGGUCGUGGACUCAAGAAUCGAACGCUGCGAGGUGGAGACCGACAGUUUCGGGAGAGAUCGUGUGAUGGCGCUGCAACCAAUCGUCGACAUAUUUCUGAAGAACAUGGACGCGGGAUUGCCCACGCACGUUUUUGGAUACAUGAACGUCGAGGUAAACAAGAUCAACGAGGCCCUGAAGACCGCCAUCUUCGGUCACGACUCGGUCAUGUUCCCAAAUCACUGUAAAGUCCGCGUGAAAGAUCCUGACCUCAUCUCGCCUGCCCAUUUCCAUCGGAAAGAUUUCUUGGAGAUCGUAGAGAACAAGGGGUCGAAGCAUUUCGUUGUGAAGCGCUGGAGCAACCGGAUCAGGAAGGAUUUGGAUUCGGAUUUGGAGCAUAAUAUCGAGAUUAGGGUGACCGGUAGGCUCAAGGAGGCGCUGGCUCUCGGGUACGCGUCGAGCGUACACUCUUUUCAGGGGUCUGAAUGCGCGUGCGUUAUUAUCCACGGAGUUAGCAACUGUGGGUAUUUCAGCCGCGAUGCUUUAUAUACCGCCGUGUCCAGGGGAAAAAAGAAAUGUACCAUAGUGACGGUCAGGAGCAAUAGCAAGGGAUGGAAGAAGAUUGUGUACAAGCACGCGGUAGGUAGGCUGUCGAACUUGUCUAGCAGGUUUUAA